AUGUACGACUCAAUGGACGUACAAGAGAUACUUCGUGGCGUAGAGCCACUUUCUGGACAGGUUAUCCCUGUUAGAACUGUUCAAGAGGCGCGGCCACGUGAAGAAUUCGGUGGGUCAACCCCAUUGCCAGGGUGGAAAUUGGUUGUGCAAUUAACAAUUCCCAGCGGAUGCCUAUGUAGCAGAAAUCAGCGUGAAAGGUGCUUCGAAAGUGAUAAAGGAGAACCAUCGAUGCAGACAAUUUUCACUCUGAUUACACCUCCUUUACCCGAAGUGGAAACACUUCAGAAAUUAUUGGCUCCGUUUGCGCCACCAUCAGAAAUCCCGUCUGAGUCGACUCAGGGUGCAGGGAAUAUUGAACUCCAGUCUAUUCGCGUCCCACUGGAGCCACCCUUGACGGUUGGGCAAGCCGAGAAAUGGUCCAAAACCAUGUGGCCCGUCGUCUUCAAUCCUGCGACCCCUAGAGCGACCCUGGCACCACCUCCUCAAACCUUAACCCGUGUUCUCGACUCUAUCAAGCCGAAGGCAGGACGCUAUCUAGCCCUGGCGCGCAAGGUUGCCUAUGAAGCAGAGAAUUCUGGACUAGGACGCGGGGUUGGCGCAGUGGUUGUCGACCCAGAGCUCGAGGCUCACAUUGGUGCGACCGACGAGGAUGUAGGAAUCCAUUGGGCCGAUGCUGUUGUGGCUGUUGCAGGUGAUGUACGAUACGCACGCCGAGAGGCCGGAGCAAUGUCAGAGUCAGAACGACAGCUAGGUGCAGGGCCCAAUCCCAAUGUGGAGACGUAUAAUUCAGACGUAGAAGGCGGACCGGAGCUACACGCGCUAAUGCGCGCAGCGGACUUGGUUGCUAAUGCAAGACGUAAACAAGAUGGAAACGAGUCCAACGAACAGAUACCUUUAAAUCGAUUAGAGAAGUUUUUUCUUUCUCAAUCGGACGUCUCCGGUUCCGAGCCAUUGGCGGAUUCCGAUGAUUCGUCGCCCGUGCCGGGAAAGUAUCAGAAAACAGAUACCGGGGCCAUCCCCAAAUCUACCGACAGUUCUCAAGAGCCUCGACUUCGCUCGCGUGCUCAAGGCGGCUAUCUCUGCACAGACCUUGACGUGUACUUGACGCAUGAGCCUUGCCUUUGUUGCUCGAUGGGCCUUCUUCUUUCGCGCUUUCGGGCGAUUAUAUUUCCCCGACAAGGACGGAUGGUAACGGGAGGUCUGGCAUCGGAACCUGUAAUUGCACCAGCCGCAGUGUCGGACCCUGCCGACGAGGCGGACGAGACCUCUGAAACAACGCAGGAUCAGGAUCAGGACCAGCAGCAGUUAGGAGAUAGAAAAUCCAUUGAGCACGCCGACCCCCAGGAAGGCCGGUUGUACUAUGGAUUGCACUGGCGGAAAGAGUUGAACUGGCGGGCCCUGGGGUUCGAGUUCGUCGAGGAUGGAGUCACAGAGAAGAGUGCUGAGGAAGGCCUGGCCUUUCACGCAUAA
Aspergillus oryzae RIB40 is the source of this 1470-nucleotide messenger RNA. Its product is annotated as putative tRNA-specific adenosine-34 deaminase subunit Tad3. The record is from RefSeq and is a predicted model, not a curated record. Lineage: Eukaryota; Fungi; Ascomycota; Eurotiomycetes; Eurotiales; Aspergillaceae. The transcript has 2 exons. The coding region runs from base 1 to 1470 and encodes 489 amino acids. Gene Ontology annotation, molecular function: catalytic activity.